AUGUUACCACUGAAGGUUGCAAAAAAGAAAAAGAUUCAAAGCACCAGCACUGUAAAACAAUCGACUACAAGUUGUGGAAAACAGAAGAAAUCUGCAACAUUAGGGACAUAUUUCAUGCCGAGAACAACUCCUGGUGCUCAAAAGUCUCUUCAGAAUUGUUGGCAAAGGAAGGAAGCAGUUGAACGGUGUGAUCUUGCUUUAGCGAAGUGGAUGAUUGAUGCAUGUGUGCCAUUUAAUGCUGUUAAUUCUGUGUAUUAUCAGCAUGCCAUAGAUGCUGUAACAGCCAUGGGUCCUGGUUAUAAAAGACCAAACUUGCAUGCUAUUCGUGGUUAUUACUUGGCAAAAGCGGUUGAUGAAGUCAAGAUUUAUGUUGAGACUUAUCGAGAGAUUUGGAAGAAGACUGGUUGCACAUUAAUGGCUGAUGGAUGGACAGAUCAGAAGAGGAGGACUUUAAUUAACUUCUUAGUAUAUUGUCCUAAAGGAACAAUUUUUUUGAAAACCGUGGAUGUAUCAGAUGUCUCAAAGACUGCUAGGUUGUUGUAUCAGUUGUUUAGAGAGGUUGUUUUGUAUGUUGGGGUAGAAAACAUUGUGCAUAUGGUGACUGAUAAUGCUGCAAAUUAUGUUGCUGCUGGCAAGUUAUUGAUGGAAGAAUUUCCUUCAAUAUUUUGGUCUCCUUGUGUUGCUCAUUGCAUCAACCUCAUACUCCAGGACAUUGGUAAAUUGCAGUCGGUUUGUUGUGUUAUUAAGCAUGCUUCUGGUAUCACAAAGUACAUUUAUAAUCAUUGUUAUCCAUUGUAUUUGAUGAAGAAGUUCACUGGAGGAAAAGAAAUACUUCGUCCAGCUCCUACUCGUUUUGCUACCAAUUUCAUUGCAUUGCAAAGCAUUUUAGCUCAUAAAGAUGAGUUGAGAGCUAUGGUGACAUCUAGGGAAUGGGUCUCAUCUGCUUAUGCUAAAGAUAGCAAAGGAAAAAAGUUUGUUGAGAGUGUGCUAGACUCUCUGUUUUGGGAAGAAUGUGCAAUAAUUGUGCGAAUGAGUGAGCCUUUAAUUCGAGUUCUACGAAUGGUUGAUGGUGAUGAUAGACCUUCGAUGGGAUAUUUGUAUGAUGCUAUUCAUCAUGCAAAAGAAGAAAUGAUGAGGAGAUUUCAAAAGAGAAAGGCUAGAGUGAAACCUUUCAUAGACAUUAUCAAUGUUCUUGAGAAGUAUGCACAUGAAAAUCUACCAUUGCAAAGUGAGAUUACAAGUGAGAUGAAGUUGUUUAGGAAUGCUGAACAUGACUUUGGUCGAGUGUCCGUGCACCGCGACGUUGUCGGCGACGACGAGGCUUUAUGUCGUGCCUCCCUGAUGAAGUGUUGUAUUGGAAAGGGAAUUGGUUGUGAAAGGCAAAGACGCAUCACCUCCAGUGUAUCCUACCUAAGUGAAACUCUGCAAGGAGAAGAAGAAGAAGGGGAAGAAGAAAAGGAAGAAGGGGAAGAGGAGCAAGAGGCUACCCAGGCUAGGGAGGAGAUGCUGGAAGAAAAUGAAAAUGGUGGUGCUGAUGGGCUAUUGAAACUGCUGCUGCUGCUGCUGUGGAGGAAGAGGGAGAAGCAAUCGGUGGAGAGGGAGAAGUGUGGUGGAGAGGAUGGUGAUCAAGCCGACGGUGAUAGUGGUGGUGGCCAAAGGGAGGAGCUGGUGUUCAUGGGGGUGUAUAGGCUGGGGUUGUUGGUAUUCUCGUCAGAGAAGGCAGCUGUAGAAGAGGUGGAGAGAGCCGCAGAAGGCUGA
This is a messenger RNA of Populus trichocarpa (black cottonwood), 1758 nucleotides long. RefSeq lists its product as uncharacterized. The transcript has 7 exons. Bases 1 to 1758 code for a protein of 585 amino acids. Lineage: Eukaryota; Viridiplantae; Streptophyta; Magnoliopsida; Malpighiales; Salicaceae. The record is from RefSeq and is a predicted model, not a curated record.